GCCCAGCGACAGCCAGUUCCUCUCCCACCGCGCCGGGCCGCGCCGCUCGCCCUGCCCCGGCCCCGGCGCCUCCGGGCCCGCCGCGCUGCAGCCUCCCGCCCGCGGCAGGCGGGGCAGCCGCCGCCUCCCUCCGGGCUCCGGCCUCCGGCCCGCAGCCCCCGGCCCCGCGCCGGCGCUCCCGAUCCGCACCCCCCUCUCCAGGAGGGCCCCUCCGGGCUGUCCCGGCGCGCGCCUCCAGCUCUGAACUCAAGUCACCGUGGAGUUCCGCCACCGCCGCCCCGAAACUUCCACGGCGAGCGGGAAAUAUGGGAUGUAUAAAAUCAAAAAGGAAAGACAAUCUGAAUGACGAUGGAGUAGAUUUGAAGACUCAACCAGUACGUAAUACUGACCGAACUAUUUAUGUGAGAGAUCCAACGUCCAAUAAACAGCAAAGGCCAGUUCCAGACUCUCAGCUUUUACCAGGACAGAGGUUUCAAGCGAAAGAUCCGGAGGAACAAGGAGAUAUUGUGGUGGCAUUGUACCCUUACGACGGCAUUCACCCAGAUGACUUGUCAUUCAAGAAAGGGGAGAAGAUGAAAGUCCUGGAGGAGCAUGGGGAGUGGUGGAAAGCCAAGUCCUUAUCAACCAAGAGAGAAGGCUUCAUCCCCAGCAACUACGUGGCCAAAGUUAACACCUUAGAAACGGAAGAGUGGUUUUUCAAGGAUAUAACCAGGAAGGAUGCAGAACGACAUCUUCUAGCACCAGGGAACAGUGUGGGAGCUUUCCUUAUCAGAGAAAGUGAAACGUUAAAAGGAAGUUUCUCUCUCUCUGUCAGAGACUACGACCCUGUACAUGGCGAUGUUAUUAAGCACUACAAAAUCAGAAGUCUGGACAAUGGGGGUUAUUACAUCUCUCCGAGAAUCACAUUUCCCUGUAUCAGUGACAUGAUUAAACAUUACCAAAAGCAGUCAGACGGCUUGUGCAGAAGGCUGGAGAAGGCAUGCAUUAGUCCCAAACCCCAGAAGCCAUGGGAUAAAGAUGCCUGGGAGAUCCCCAGGGAGUCCAUUAAACUGGUGAAAAAGCUCGGCGCGGGACAGUUUGGGGAAGUCUGGAUGGGUUACUAUAACAACAGCACUAAAGUGGCCGUGAAGACCCUGAAGCCUGGCACCAUGUCUGUGCAAGCCUUCCUGGAAGAAGCCAACCUCAUGAAGAGCCUGCAGCACGACAAGCUCGUGAGGCUCUACGCCGUGGUCACCCGGGAGGAGCCCAUCUACAUCAUCACCGAGUACAUGGCCAAGGGCAGUUUGCUGGACUUCCUCAAGAGUGACGAAGGCGGCAAGGUGCUGCUCCCAAAGCUCAUUGACUUUUCAGCUCAGAUUGCGGAGGGCAUGGCGUACAUCGAGCGGAAAAACUACAUCCAUCGUGACCUGCGCGCAGCCAACGUCCUGGUAUCGGAGUCACUCAUGUGCAAGAUCGCAGAUUUUGGCCUGGCUAGAGUCAUAGAGGACAACGAGUACACGGCAAGGGAAGGUGCUAAGUUCCCCAUUAAAUGGACAGCUCCAGAAGCCAUCAACUUCGGAUGCUUCACUAUCAAGUCUGACGUUUGGUCCUUUGGGAUUCUCCUGUAUGAAAUUGUCACCUAUGGGAAGAUCCCCUAUCCAGGGAGAACCAAUGCGGACGUGAUGACUGCACUGUCUCAGGGCUACCGGAUGCCUCGCAUGGAGAACUGCCCAGAUGAACUCUAUGAAAUCAUGAAAUUGUGCUGGAAAGAAAAGGCUGAAGAGAGGCCAACAUUCGAUUACCUACAGAGCGUCCUGGAUGAUUUCUAUACCGCCACUGAAGGGCAGUAUCAGCAGCAGCCCUAGCUUGCAGGAGAGAGGUCUCAGGAUGAGAUGAAGUCGCCAUCCCUGGUAGCCCGGGGCAUCCACACAUCUGGCUGGCGUCAUCUGCACCUAGGGUGUCUCAGGAAGACGGUCCUGGUGUGGAGGAGCAUUCUGUAUCUCAGCUGGGCAUCCCAUCCUGCCGGAUCAACAUCCGUCUUCUGAGGACAGAACAACUCUUCUCUCCAAAAAUGAACCCACACUGCUCAUGUGAACACAAUGAAGACAUAGGACCCCAAAGUUCAGAGACCAGUGCAACAAUCCCCAGUAAUAGCAGAACUAAACUCGUCUGUUUAGCAAAACAUAACCUCGUGCAUAGCACUUCAUUGUGUUUUCCCCUCUGCUUUGGCUUUUUUUUUUUUUAACUUACUAAUCCAAUCUUUUAGAUUUUGCAGGUGAAGUCAGCAGCUUCAAGAUGUAUUUCGAUGCUUUUGUUCUUUGGAUUCCAUUCCCUCUGUCUUGGAAAUAUGACAGUUAUUAUCACAGGAGUUGAUAAAUCAGUUGGGCAGCCAGCAGGAAGGCCGCCCCCUGCAGGACAGUUGUUUAUGUGCACUCACCAAGGCCAGGCCCCCUUGCCCAGGGCUUCUAGCCCAGGCCUCCCAGAGAAGGGAAAGAGCCUCAGAAACCACUCUGCUUUGCAAAGGAAUAUUUUUAACCACCCAGAUUUUUAAUUCUAGGGUUUACAAAAGACUUUGGAUGCUGCCUUUUAGAAGAACAAUACGAUCCUAAUUCCUGCUGAACUUUGCAAAGUAUAAACAUUUCCUUCAUCGCUUCAAAUGAUUUGAACAUUAUUUUAAGGAUCAAAUAUUAAUUUUAAUUGUACUCUAGAAAGUAAAGGUAAUAACAAUUCCAGGUUUGAGGCCCUUUUGUGAUUUAUCGAUCUUUUCUAGGUUGUUUAUGUGUAUGAGACUAUUUAUACCCAAGAAUAUGAACAAAGGUGACUCCAAAGGGCCAGGAGCUAACGUGGCAAGAGGCAGAGAGGUUUUGUUUACUCCGUUUUUCUACUGUGAGUGCCUCUGUGUGACUGCAAUGACAUUUCAUUUCACUUAUGCUAAUAUGUACAGACCUAAUGAUUCUAUUUUUGAUUUUGUUUUAAUAUACCUGGUCCAAUAACAUGUCAAA
Messenger RNA from Perognathus longimembris pacificus (Pacific pocket mouse), 2981 nucleotides. It is a transcript of the gene Lyn, whose product is annotated as LYN proto-oncogene, Src family tyrosine kinase. The record is from RefSeq and is a predicted model, not a curated record. The coding region runs from base 306 to 1844 and encodes 512 amino acids. Gene Ontology annotation, biological process: cell surface receptor protein tyrosine kinase signaling pathway; cell differentiation; innate immune response. Gene Ontology annotation, molecular function: ATP binding; signaling receptor binding; non-membrane spanning protein tyrosine kinase activity. The transcript is spliced from 13 exons. Lineage: Eukaryota; Metazoa; Chordata; Mammalia; Rodentia; Heteromyidae. Gene Ontology annotation, cellular component: extrinsic component of cytoplasmic side of plasma membrane.